Messenger RNA from Blumeria graminis f. sp. triticale, 456 nucleotides. NCBI's taxonomy places the organism in Eukaryota, Fungi, Ascomycota, Leotiomycetes, Helotiales, Erysiphaceae. The record is from the annotation of a GenBank genome assembly.
AUGCCUCCUAAGAAAGCCGCGAGACCUGCGCAGGAGAACAUUUCUCUCGGUCCCCAAUUGCGUGAAGGGGAAUCAAACGUAUUCGCUACUGCUCGUAUCUUUGCCAGUUUCAAUGACACCUUUGUUCACAUUACCGAUUUGUCCGGCCGGGAAACCAUCACUCGCGUUACUGGAGGCAUGAAAGUCAAGGCUGACCGCGAUGAAUCCUCGCCAUACGCUGCCAUGUUGGCAGCCCAGGAUGUAGCCACAAGAUGCAAGGAAUUAGGCAUUAAUGCUCUCCACAUCAAGAUCCGCGCGACGGGAGGCAAUGGAACCAAGACCCCUGGCCCAGGCGCUCAGUCGGCUCUACGUGCCCUUGCUCGAUCAGGUAUGAAGAUUGGAAGGAUAGAAGAUGUGACGCCCACCCCGUCAGACUCGACCCGUCGUAAAGGUGGUCGCCGUGGUCGUCGUCUAUGA